AUUUUGUGCCAGAGCCAGCAGCCGAGCAGAGAGAGGCGGAGAAGAAAUGACAACUCGAUUCAAGAAGAACCGCAAGAAGCGUGGGCACGUAAGUGCUGGCCAUGGUCGUAUCGGCAAGCACAGGAAGCACCCCGGUGGUCGAGGAAAUGCCGGCGGCAUGCACCACCACCGAAUCCUCUUCGACAAGUAUCAUCCUGGCUACUUCGGCAAGGUCGGUAUGAGGCACUUCCACAAGCUCCGCAACAAGUAUUUCUGCCCCAUUGUCAACAUUGACAAGCUCUGGUCUCUGCUUCCCAAGGACGUCAAGGACAAGGCCUCGAAAGAUAACGUUCCUUUGAUUGAUGUCACUCAGUACGGUUACUUCAAGGUUUUAGGCAAAGGCAUCUUGCCUGAAAAUCAGCCCGUCGUGGUUAAGGCUAAGCUCGUGUCCAAGAUUGCCGAGAAAAAGAUCAAGGAGAAUGGCGGAGCCGUUGUUCUCGCUGCUUAAGGUGGCUUUUCUCUUUUCUGUCUUUACCUUUGGGUAACCCUAGAUGCUUUUAGUAGUUUCUACUUUGGAUAAGUUUGAAUAUUUUAUAAAGCAUGUUUUCUUUUUCUGGGUGUUUUUAGUUGAUAUGGACACUCUGUUAUUCAGAUUUAUAUACGGCGAACUCUGGUGCCAAUUGGUACAAAUGCAAUCUUACUCGGUUGGAUUUUUUUA
Carica papaya (papaya) is the source of this 697-nucleotide messenger RNA. The record is from RefSeq and is a predicted model, not a curated record. NCBI's taxonomy places the organism in Eukaryota, Viridiplantae, Streptophyta, Magnoliopsida, Brassicales, Caricaceae.